Molecule: messenger RNA, 1752 nt
Organism: Pseudophryne corroboree (corroboree frog)
Lineage: Eukaryota; Metazoa; Chordata; Amphibia; Anura; Myobatrachidae
Exons: 3
Coding region: 334-999 (221 amino acids)
Source: RefSeq, a predicted model, not a curated record
GAAAAAAGCAGCACUCCUCGUCGGCUAGUAACUCCUAUCACAUCUGAUGAUGAUGACGCUGCGGAAGCAGGUCCAUCAAAAGAAGUAUGGAGCAGCAGAAGUGGCACUUCUGAAAGACUUCACCACAAAAAACCUGUGGCCGAAAAGAAAGCAAGGUCGUAUGUCCCGGCCCAAACACAGCAGGCUACCCCGCCACGAAGAUUAUCGUCCGUAUGUUCUGUCCCCCCACUCCAAAUUUUGGACACACCUCCAAGGCGUCAUCCACACUCCCCUCAUCUUGAUUCUUCUAGUCCUGGAAACAGCAUCCCUCCGCAACAACAGCAACACAGUGACAUGGAGGAGACAAACAUCUUAGAAAUGCAGCCAUUAAUGCAAGGAAUGAGCCCCCCAGCACCUGUGAGUACACCACCACAGCAAAGCACACCACCACCACCACCACCACCACAACACAGCCCAACAACACCAGGAACACAAGGCCCUGAUCAGGUGUUUUGGACCAUUUGGGCUAGACAGCAGGUCACUAAUGAAGAUUGCCUGCGUAAGCAGACACAAAUGUUUGCAAGCCUACCAUCUCACCUCAGAAGAAUAUCAAGAAAUCUGAGUAGACAAAAUGAGCAAACAACCAGAAUAGGCAAUACCAUGGAACUCAUGCGUACAGACAUUACACAGGUCAUGGGCAACUUACAGCGCAUAAUGGAAGAACAGCACAGACAACAGCAAAGCUAUAUGAGCAUUUUUCAAAACAAUCAAAAGAUUAAUGAAAGUUUAUUCCGAAUAGUAGACAAUCAAAAUGCUGCUACACGUGAACUCAAUGCCACCCUCACUAACCUGAAUGAAACACUCAGAUGCAUGCACCAACAGCAAACAAGCAGCAGUUCUGGUACGACUACUCCAAAUAUCACGCCAGUCUCAUCACCACCAAGACGCUCCACCAGAGCACGACAACAUGACAGUGCUAAAGGCAAAGGGCAGGACAAGCAGCCACCCAAAAAAAUGUGAAAAAAAACAAGUUAGACAUUUGUGAUAAGUAACUCAAAAAAGUUAGCAAGUGUUUUUGUUGCUAAAAUAAUAUAACACUUAGGUCCUUGCCCCUUUUUUCAACAUCAUUAAUUAUAAGUGGGCCAACAAAAAAAAAAAAUGUAGGACGCACAUUUAUUCAUUACCAUUUUUAUUUGGUAUUGGAGGCGGGAAAUGUUGAUGGAGCCACACAUACAUGUUAGCAGAAAGUAAACUGACCCCUUGAUUUUUUUCUAAUCAUUACUCUUUCUAGAUUCCAAUCAUUCUCUUUGCCUGCAGAUACAAUAAUUGCCAGCCAGGCAGAAUGUCUUUAGCAGGAAGUAAACUGACCACUUGAUUUUUUUCUAACAUUACUCUUUCUAGAUUCCAAUCAUUCUCUUUGCCUGCAGACAAUCCAAAAUACAAUGUUAGUGAUACAUAUCUUAGCUAUCUUAUCUAUACAACAUUACAAGAAGAACACAAUUGAGUUGCGUAAAAAGCUUGUAAUAUGUUGCCUUUGUUUUGUUUGAAAAACAUUGUCCAAAUGAAUGUCAGUAUUGUUGGGACAUGUUUGUGUGUGUUAAAAAUUAUUGAGAAUGUUUUGACACGUGAUGCAGAAACAAACAAAUAUGUAAUUUUACAACAAAAAGCACAAACUGUGUAUAAUAAUGUAUAUGUGUGGCAAACUGUGUAUUUACUUACACAUCAUCAAGUUUACAGCAUCAAACAUUAGGAAAUAAAUUAUUCCUGAUUACA